Miniopterus natalensis is the source of this 1854-nucleotide messenger RNA. RefSeq names its product RAD1 checkpoint DNA exonuclease (gene RAD1). Gene Ontology annotation, cellular component: nucleus; checkpoint clamp complex. The record is from RefSeq and is a predicted model, not a curated record. NCBI's taxonomy places the organism in Eukaryota, Metazoa, Chordata, Mammalia, Chiroptera, Miniopteridae. Gene Ontology annotation, biological process: DNA repair; DNA damage checkpoint signaling.
GACGGGCUCUCGGGCGUCUGGACGCCGCAGAGGUGCCGCGCGGUCGCGGGAGCGGGCGCCGGGCCGCCCGUGCGGUGGACGAUGCCGCUCAUAAACCAGCAGGCCCCGGAGGACAGCGACUACAGCUUGGUGGCCUGCCUCGACAACGUUAGGAACCUCUCCACCGUCCUGAAGGCCAUUCAUUUCCGAGAGCACGCCACCUGUUUCGCUACUAAAAACGGAAUCAAGGUUACAGUGGAAAAUGCAAAGUGUGUGCAAGCGAAUGCCUUUAUUCAGGCUGGAAUAUUUCAGGAGUUUAAAGUUCAAGAAGAGCCUGUUACUUUUCGAAUUAAUUUAACUGUCCUUUUAGACUGCUUAUCUAUUUUUGGAUCAAGUCCUAUGCCAGGGAACUUAACUGCACUUCGAAUGUGUUACCAAGGUUAUGGUUACCCCUUGAUGCUAUUUCUGGAAGAAGGAGGAGUUGUGACAGUCUGUAAAAUCAAUACUCAGGAGCCUGAGGAAACUCUGGAUUUUGAUUUCUGCAGCACCAAUGUGAUUAAUAAAAUUAUUCUGCAGUCAGAGGGGCUCCGUGAAGCAUUUUCCGAAUUGGAUAUGACAAGUGAGGUCCUACAGAUCACCAUGUCUCCUGACAAGCCUUAUUUCAGGUUAUCUACUUUUGGGAAUGCAGGAAGCUCCCACCUUGACUAUCCCAAAGAUUCUGAUUUGAUGGAAUCAUUUAAUUGUAAUGAGAUCCAAAUCAACAGAUACAAGAUUUCUUUACUGAAACCCUCUACAAAGGCAUUAGUCCUGUCUUGUAAGGUAUCUAUUCGGACAGAUAACCGAGGAUUCCUCUCAUUACAGUACAUGAUUAGAAAUGAAGAUGGACAGAUAUGUUUUGUGGAGUAUUACUGCUGCCCUGAUGAAGAAGGUCCUGAAUCUGACUCUUAAGUGUGACGGUGCACUGUGACAUUAAUGUCCACAUUCAGAUAGGUCACGUUCUCAUUCGCAUGUACUGGAUUUCCUAAUGGGCAGAGGCAGGGAGGAGACAGGAGCAAGAUCCCUGUGUCCUAAACUCACUGUCGUGUAAGUGAAUGUUUUCAUGUAGUCAUAGAUUAUCCUGUACUGGAUUCUCCUGUGGUUCUUUCUUUUGAACUCAUAAGAAGUAUUAUGAGUCAUGAUGAAUAAAUUUUAUAUUCUAUUUAAGUAGGACAUUUCAGAAGUCUGAAAAUUUAAAGUUUGAUGGAGCCAUGUAUGAAAUGUUCUUUUAUUUAUUUACUAUUAGAAAAAAUAAAGGCAUAUGGGCAUUGCUUAUUAGUUUGAAUUUUGGAGAGUAUAUCUUAAAGAUGUGAUUCUUAAUGGGUUGUGCCCAGACCAACACCAUUGGCAUCACCUAGAAACUUGUCAGAAACUCUGCGAGUGGGCCAGCAAGCCCUCCAUCAACCCCAGAAAUUCUGAUGUAUGCCAAAGUUUGAGAACCAUAUGUGAAAGGAUACUUAAAAAAAAAAAAAAAAAAGGCAUUUACUUGCAUUGAAUGGUUGCUUUUCUAUGAUAUUUCUUCACAAACCUAAAGCUUAGGCAUUGCCAAACAAGUCUGAAUAAUUAUAUGAUUUAUUUUUAAAGUAUUCAUUUUGAAGAAAUCUAUGAACAAGGUAUAAAAGUCUUCAGAUUAUAGAUUUUCUUGUUCUCAAGACUGCUCAGUGUAGUGAGUCCUGCGAAAAGUACUUAUUAGAUUCCUGUUUCCCUAUAAAAGUUUCUCAACCAAACUAAGGUGGAGAAAGACAGUUAUUAAGUGGUUUGCAUUUCUUGGGUAAUUUGCAAUGAAAUAAUUUUGUGGCAUGUAGAUAUUUAAUAAAAUAUAAUACUAAAAUUACCUGA